Lampris incognitus (smalleye Pacific opah) is the source of this 587-nucleotide messenger RNA. RefSeq lists its product as uncharacterized. The record is from RefSeq and is a predicted model, not a curated record. The transcript is spliced from 4 exons. Bases 8 to 577 code for a protein of 189 amino acids. Lineage: Eukaryota; Metazoa; Chordata; Actinopteri; Lampriformes; Lampridae.
UUCCCCCAUGGUAUCCAGAGAGAGACCCCCGGGUGCCUGGGUCCCCCUGACCCACGCCCUGGCAGACGGCCUGCUGCUGUGUGUGCUCCAGGAGCCUCUGACGGACCCCGGUCCCGCCCACAUCGAGGCUCUCCUCACACGGCUGGAGUCAGUGUCUGACACCCUGGAAAGGGCUGACGUUCUGUCUGAGCCAUGGCCCGAGGGGGUACAUCAGCAGGAAGCAGACUCCCUCCUGAGAGACAAGGUGAAGCUCCUCAGCACUUACCUACAGCAGAGGACAAGGCUGUUGCGCCGGCUCGUCCAGGUGCACGGGGAAUUCGAGGCCAGCAUCAAGGACACACUGGAGGGUCUGGAAUGCCUCUGGGCACAGCUGGAGGAGCUCCACACCAGGGUCACGCUCACCAAAGAGUGGAGCCAAGGCCACGGAGAUCUGUCCACAGCUCGGGCCGAGGCAGAGGAUUUGUCCGCAGUGCUGGACCAGUACAGGAACAAGCUCCGGUGCUGCCAGGCCCACCACAGGGACAGCACACGAAUCCUGCAGGUCAGAGUUUCUCUACGCGAGAGAGGAAAGACGUAAAAAAGAAAAG